This is a messenger RNA of Closterium sp. NIES-65, 2106 nucleotides long. NCBI's taxonomy places the organism in Eukaryota, Viridiplantae, Streptophyta, Zygnematophyceae, Desmidiales, Closteriaceae. The record is from the annotation of a GenBank genome assembly.
AUGUCUCACCGCAACGAUGCCGCCAGUGCGCAAUUGUUCCUCUCCGACCACACAAACAACCAACCCGCCACCCACCCCACGGGGUGCACCUCUCUCGUGCGACCGGCCGUCCCAUCACUGAUGGCUGCCGCCCCCUGCGCUUCUCCCGCUGCAGCUACGGGCAACGGAACCGACGCAUCCGCUCCGGUCACUCGCAAUCCCGGUGCGGCCGCCGCCGGUGCAGCCGCUGCCGCUGCCGCUUCCGCCGCCUUUCGUGCAGCAGCGGCAGCGGGGGUACCAAUCUCGGAGGAGGUGCGGAUGCAUCUGCGAAUGCUGGGCGAGGUGAAUCUUGAUACAGACGGCAGCGUGGGCAACAUAGUCUCUUCAGUGCUGCACCAGUUGAACCGUGACGGGAUAAGGCCGUCUGACAGGAUAAGGCCGUCUCCCCCUGCGGCGUUUCCCCUGGUACCCCCACCCGGAGUCCUUCCCCCGCCCGGAGUCCUUCCUCCGCACGGCGUUUUCUGCCCCCCAGGCUCCUCCCAUCCGCAGCUUCUCCCACCCGGACCUGCAGGCUUGGGAGGUGUAGGUUCGGACGCCUCGGCAGUGACAGGAGCUUUGGGUUCGCCGGCGGCAGUGGGGGGAGGCCGGGGGAUUGCUGGUCCCCCUGUGCUUCCUCCGCUCGGGGGGUGGGAUAACACCUUGUACCAUCCCCCCCAGUUAACGGGAAGCUUGGGCGGGAGGGGCAUCACAGGGGGGAUGGGUUCCCCCGCGCUUUUCGCGCCUUCCCCCCCGCUUCUUCCCGCGCUUCCCCCUGCGCUUCCCCCUGCGCUUCCCCCCGUGCUCCCCCUUGUGCCUGCACCUCCUGCGAUUCCCCCGCUUCCCACGCUUCCCCCCUCCCCUGCGCCUAUGGCAGCGGAAGGUGAGGAGGGAGGACGAGGCGGAGCGCGGCGCGCAUGGAUGCCCGCGGGAGGGGGCGGAACGGGGGGGGAAGGAGCGGGGCAACUUGAGGGCUUUGAGGCGCCUCGGAUGCUGAGGGUGGGGAAGGACGGGGGAAAGGGCGCGGGUGAAGGGGGAGAUGCUGAGGGUGCAAAAGCAGGCGCAGGCGCAGGGGGUGGGAGUGGGGGGGGAACAAAGCGGAGUGCUGCUGUUGCCGCUGCUGGCUGUGCUGCUGGUGGUGGGGUUGGGCUUGGCCCUGUGGGGACUGGUGGUGGUGGCAGCGGCUGCGGCGGCGGCUGUGGCGGCGGAAGUGGCAGCGGUGGCGGCGGUGGUGGCGGUGGUGGCACAGAGGAAGAUGGUGACGAUGGGGCAGUGCUGCUGCAUAAGAGGUGUGUGUCGUGUGGUGACCGUGCCUUGAGUCGUCUCAAAAGUCAGUUGCUGCUGCCGGCUGUGGUGCUGGUGGUGGUGGGGUUGGCCCUGGGGGGGGUGGCUGGUGGAGCAGAGGAGGAUGGUGACGAUGGGGCAGUAGUGCUGCUGCAUAAGAGGCCGCGCAUGCCACGCAUGCCCUCAGCGCCCGAUAUGCCAAUGGACGGGUGGGAGUGGCGCAAGUACGACCAGAAGGUCACCCUCGACCAGACCUACCCCAGGAGCUACUUCCGCUGUGCGCACAAGACAACCAGCUUCCACCCCUGUCCGGCAAAGAAGUGGGCGGAGAGGUGCAACGACAACCCCUUCAACUGGCGCAUCAAGUAUGUGGGCGAGCACAACCACUCCAAGCCGCCCCCCCGCCCCGUCACCAUCACCAUCAUUCAUGACGGGCCUGUGGAUGGAACCGACGCCCUUACCCCUGCCGCUGCUCUCCCUGCUCCUGCCACUGCUGCCCUCCCUACCCCUGCCGCUGCUCUCCCUACCCCUGCCGCUGCCCUCCCUACCCCUGCCGCUGCUCUCCCUACCCCUGCAGCUGCUCUCCCUACCCCUGCUGCUGCUCUCCCUACCCCUGCUGCUGCUUUCCCUACCCCUGCUGCUGCUCUCCCUGCCCCUGCCACUGCUGCUCUCCCCGCCCCUGCCGCUGCAUUUGAGGCACCUCAAAAGGCGCCUCCUGCUGCUGCUGCUGCUGCUGCUGCUGGUGGUGCCCCUGCUGUUGGCGCUGCUGCUGCCGGCGCCGCUGAAUGCUCCGAGGGUUAUUUAUGA